Messenger RNA from Eublepharis macularius, 4042 nucleotides. RefSeq names its product ankyrin repeat and sterile alpha motif domain containing 3 (gene ANKS3). The coding region runs from base 52 to 2019 and encodes 655 amino acids. The transcript is spliced from 17 exons. Lineage: Eukaryota; Metazoa; Chordata; Lepidosauria; Squamata; Eublepharidae. The record is from RefSeq and is a predicted model, not a curated record. Gene Ontology annotation, cellular component: cilium. Gene Ontology annotation, molecular function: protein binding.
GCGGAAGUGAAGGAAUUUCUGACUGAGGUGAACUGAGGGAAACAGGCUAUUAUGUCAGAGCUAAGUGAUGAAGCUAGUGAGUCGGAGCUGCUGGACCGCAGCCUGUCCAUGUGGCAUGGGCUGGGUCCAGUGGUCGGUCACCAAGAGUUGGACGUCCCGCUGGACCUUCACACAGCUGCCUCCAUAGGCCAGCAUGAGGUGGUGCAGGCAUGCAUUAAACGUGGGAACCUAGAUCUGAAUCAGCGGAACUGCGGCGGCUGGACUGCCCUGAUGUACGCCUCCUACAUUGGCCAUGACACCAUUGUGCAGCUGCUGCUGAAGGCAGGUGUGAACGUGAACAUACCAACCCCGGAAGGGCAGACUCCUCUCAUGCUGGCUUCUAGCUGUGGAAACGAGAGCGUUGCCUACUUCCUCCUUCAGCAAGGUGCCGAGUUGGAGAUGAAAGACAUCCAUGGCUGGACUGCCCUCUUUCACUGCACCAGUGCUGGCCAUCAGCAAAUGGUGAAGUUCUUACUGGACAAUGGAGCCAACGCCAACUGCAGGGAGCCCCUCUGUGGAUACACCCCCUUGAUGGAAGCGGCAGCUUCUGGCCAUGAGAUCAUUGUCCAGUAUCUUCUCGAUCAUGGCGUGAGGGUGGAUGUAAGAGACAAUACUGGGGCCACAGCACGAACCUUGGCCAUGCAGUAUGGACACACAAAGAUUGUUGGACUGAUUGACCUGCACAUGGCCCCUGUACCCAAGGUCCUUUGCAGGGGCCCAGGAAAAUACGAAGAUCUGAGCUCCUCGGAUGAAUCCUACUCUGCCCCACAGAGACAGAGGCCUGCUCGCAAGUCCAAGGGCCCAAGUAUCCAUGAAGGGCCCCACGCCUUGGCCAAGAUAACUGCAGUCAGGAUUGGAGGGAGGACCCAGUUGCAUUAUAAGCAGGUACCUCCAGAAGGGUACGUGACCUUCAGUGACGAAGGAAGCGGCCCUGAAGUAGGAGACCUCCGGUACAGAGACGUCACCUCUCCCAUCAACGAGCGUGAUGUGGAAAGCAGCAGCAGCCGAGAAGAGACUUCCUCCUUCACUAAUGACCUGGACACCAUCCGGACCACAAGCAGCAGCAGUGAAAGUCUGUCCAAAGCGGUCGAGUUCGGCAGCGAAGGCUCUGUGGAGAGCAAUGAGGAUUCUGACCACAAAACAAAACUAUCCCAGCGGAAACAUGCAAAGAGCUCUGCAAGAGUGAAGAACCAUGACAGCGACUGCCGCUGGUCUUAUAAGUCAAGGACACCGAGUCAGCAUUGCAUCUCCCGAAACCCAGAAGCCCCGUCUUACACAGGAUCACAGGAUCUUGCCACCUUCCUGGAGCAGAUUGGCUGUUUGAAGUACCUGCCAGUGUUUGAGGAGCAAGACGUGGACCUUCGCAUUUUCCUGACCUUAACAGAAAGUGACUUGAAGGAGAUUGGCAUAACCCUCUUUGGACCGAAGAGGAAGAUGACGUCUGCCAUUGCCCGAUGGCACAGCAGUGCGCAGCCUCCAAGUGAUGCCCUCGAGUUGGCCUAUGCAGAUCGCCUGGAGGCUGAAAUGCAGGAGCUGGCCAUUCAGCUGCACAAGAGGUGUGAGGAGGCGGAAAAUCUGAAGGGACAAGUGUCCCAGGAGCAGGAGUUGCGUGCCGUGGUGGAGAGCUGCCUGAUGGAGCGGGACGUGGCCUGGAGCGAGGCCCAGGCAAAGCUGCAAGAGGUGCAGGGCAUCACUAGGAAUGCUGGGAUCCUGCUGGAGCAGAUGCGGGCCUGCCAGGCGGAGCUGUCAUCUCGGCUGACGCAAGAACACAGGGCUGGUCGGCUGCUGGAGGUUACAGCGCCACUGGAAGCCAGCCCUGCAGGAUGGUCCUCCACUUUGAAAGUCCUGAGCCUGCCUGAGCUGUCGACUCUUCUGGAGGAGUGUGUGGGAGAAACGGGGAAAGCCCUUCGUUCUGUCAGCCAAAAGCUCGAGAGACUCCAGAGUCCCCAGAAGGGCAAGGCACCCCAGAAACAGCCCUAGCAGCAGUGGAAGGGGUUCUGACGUCGGGUGAAUGUUCCACCCGGAAGCUGUAUUUGCCUGGGAGCGUGAGCGCAAGAACCACUUGGACUCAGCACAGGCCGUCUGCCCAGAGAGCUGUAGGUUCUCGUCCAAGGGAAAAGAGUCAGGCUGCUGCGUAGAAAGGAUGUCCUGUCUGCUAGGUGAAGCAGGAAUGGGCAGGAGUCCCGCCGCCAAGCCAGAAGAGAUGUGAGUGUGCCCCUUCAAAGCCAGAGGCUCUAAGUGAGCAGGUAAAGGCAGUUCGGUAUCUCUCAGGAGCCCUCCGACACUAUCCAUUUUAGCAACUGAGGAUCCACUCUCUUCUCUGUCCCCCUCACUGUACGCAUCCACGGGGAACAAUCAUAGCAGAGUGCCUGCGCUUAGGGAAUUCGUCUUUUCAUGUGAUCUCCCCAUGAGGCUGGCAAACCUUUCCUGGUCCCAUCCUGUUGGGCUGCAGUUUACGGCACAACUGAACAGGUGCUGUGAGAAUGGAAGGGACGCUCAUAGAGACACUAGUUCUGCUCUCAAAUCUGCCUUAGUCCUUCAUUAAGAGUUGUUGGAUAAUCUCUGUUAAGAGGUGAGUCUUCUGCAGCAGCCGCUGGGUCUCUCUUCUCAUCAACUUGGGACAUGUUUCCCCGCAACCACAAUUCGGCUCUUGUCAUCUUAACCUGAGGUGCUUCCUGUUGUCACAAACCAGAACUGAAUCUCUUCCUGCUGACUUGCCUUGGGAUAUCCCAGUUCCUCUGCAGCCCUGUGAACUCGGCCCACUACCGAUGGCGACUCGUUCUUGUUUUACAGAAUGCAGGAAGUGGCAGUAGAGCCUCUGCCUUUUCCAGGGGCGGUCUCCUUCACUGAAGGCCUCGUUCCACUUAGAAAGCAGAAUUUGGGGUAGGCUGGGGGUAUUCCAGGCUAAUGACGUAGUGUCUACAGAUCGUGGUGCCUCAGUGGAGAGGGUUCCUCGAGGCCAGCAAGAUACAUCAACUAGCAAGGCUGGAAGAAGUGAACAUGUUAUGCCUUUUUUCUUCAGCAAAGCCUAAUAAUUUCUUACAAAACCUUAACCUUGUGUGUUACUGGUGCACAAUCGUGAUUUGUUUUCCAUGUAUGUUUAGAGAGGUGUCAAAAACGUUAUGUGUAAUUGAGGCUAACGUGUUCACAAGUGUUGCUGUGAACAGGAGAGGCCGCAGCUCCUUAUCUAUUUUGUGUGUGUGUGUGUGCGCGCGCGCGUGCGCGUGUGUGCGUGUGUGUGUGCAUGCGUGCGACAAUCCAUUUCCAGGCACCUACGUGAGACCCUAACUUGUCAUGCAAACAACGCAGAAAGAAUAAUAAGUUUCUAAGAAGACAGUGUGUAUAGGCGAUUGCUGGUAGAGAGCCUGCUGUGUUCUGCAUCUUGAGCACAGCUCUGUCCUACCUCCUCUCAUGUGCAUCUGUGCAUCUAGGCCUUCAUAUCCUAAGGGGCCCUUUAUUGAGCCUAUUGAUCUGUGACCGAAAGGAAGGAGGCUGUGGCUCAGUGGAAGAGGGCCUGCUUUGUGUGCAGAAGGUCCCAGGUUCAGUCCCCAGCAUCUCCAGUUUAAAGGAUCAGGCAGUAGGUGAUGUGAAAGAGCUGCUGCCAGUCCAAGAAGACAACAACGACCUUGAAAGGCCAGCUUCAGGGGCUAAGCCAGCCACAUAUGAGGCUCUCCGCCUGCAAUCUGAAGUGGCAGCGCUCAGCUGCUGCUUGAGGGAACUCGGGAGAGAGGCAGCACACCUAUGAAAAGUGUAACUUGGUUUUCUGGCAGCAAAAGUGUUAAAUCUUUACGCCAGUUUGGCAUAGUAGUUAAGAGCGCGGGACUCUAACCUGGAGAGCCGUGUGAUUCCUUGCUCCUCCACUUGAAGCCAGCUGGGUGGCCUUGGGUCAGUCAUAGCUUCUAGGAGCUCUCUCAGCCCUAACCACCUCACAGGGUGUUUUGUUGUGGGGAUAAUAAUGACAUACUUUGUAAACUGCUCUGAGUGGGCAUUAAGUUGUUCUGAA